CAAAAACAAAAUAUAUAACCAACGGAAAAACACUAACAAAACACUAUACCCUAUAGAUAAAAGUUUGUAAUGUCAAUUAAAAGUCUGUGAGUCCGCAGUGCACACGCAAAAUUAAGACUUUCAGUUAUUCUCAGAACACGGAGCUCGCUCGAACUGAUGUCAGCCCGACGUACAGUCACAUAAUACAUACAUACGACACCUUCUUAUGUAUGUAAAUACGUACAACCAAAUAAAACCGAAUUUCAACCCGUAACCGAUUCUUCCAAAAUAGCAGCUGUACACACACAAAACGCACACAUACAAACAACACGUAUACCAAAUUACCAUCUACAUCUGCAGUAUAAAACAGUAAGAAAAUACGUAACAUCCACCGAUAGUGCACAAUAGUAAUGGAUUUAUCAGCUUCAUCCUCGAAUAAUUCGUUGUUGCAAACCCCUGAUCCGAAGAACAAAUCAUCCUUUAUUGGCGACGGUACAUUAUAUGACAGUGCAUUGGAUCAUCAACUAUCCACAACGGCAUUUAAAUCGUGUAACGAAAGCCUCAUCGCUGAUAUGAAUCAGAGCUCAGAACAUUCAAAAUUCGCACAAAAAAUGUCAGAUGCCGAGGAUUAUUCGAAUGGCAAUGGCAGCGAAACUGAUGCAUCUCUUAAUUCCUAUGCUCCUCUGGCACAAACAAAUAAUACAGCAGCGAUUAACGCCAGCAUGUUGUUGAUACAAUCGGAGAGCACUGAUACGAAUACCUCGCAGGAGGAAGUGGACCCAAAGUCUCAGCUGGCCAACAAGACAAUAUUUAAGACCGAUAAUCCCAAUUUGUCAAUUAUAGAAAUUAACGAAAACUCUAUUAAAGUGGAAGACCUGGAGAAAAAGGUUGUACUGAUCGAAAGUCUCUCAAGUGAAGAUAACGACGAGGCAGUCGAAAAAGUGAAGAAUAUACUCAGAAAAUCACCCAAUAAAGCUGUGGAUAAUACUGUCGAUAAACGUCGACGCAAGGCAGAAUCUCUUCUGCAAACUAGCAAGCAAAAACUGGAUAUAUCUAUAGCCGAAGCAUCCGCAGCAGCCGAUGGUGGCAACGAGACAAAUUUGCAGCUAGCGGAGACCGCACCAGUUAGCGAUCACCCACAAACCAAACGCGAGAUUGUCAUCUAUGAUACUCUGGAGGAAUUUGAUCAAAAUUUGCCAUCGACUGUUACACUAUUGAAUACCCCGUUUGGCAGCAAGGUCUACCUUGUGGGCACGGCACACUUCAGUGAGGAAUCACAAGAUGAUGUGUCUUUUGUCAUUCGAAAUGUCCGUCCAGAUGUGGUCAUGGUUGAGCUAUGUCCAUCGCGUGUACACAUAUUGAAACUUGAUGAGAAAACACUGCUGGAGGAGGCAAAGAACAUCAACAUACCCAAGAUACGCGGCAUAAUUCAGACUCAUGGCUAUAUCAAUGGCAUCUUCUUCAUUUUGCUAUUACAAAUGAGUGCUCAGAUUGCCAAGGACCUGGGCAUGGCACCUGGUGGUGAAUUUCGACGCGCCUUCGAGGAAAUACACAAGUUGCCGGGCUGUAUUCUGCAUCUCGGUGAUCGUCCAAUACGCAUCACACUAUAUCGUGCUCUGCGCGCUUUAUCCUUGUGGCAGACCAUGAAGUUGGUCUGGCGUUUGACAUUCACGGAUAGCAUUAGCAUCGAGGAGGUGGAGGAAUGCAAGCAGCGUGACUUGUUGGAGAAACUUAUGCAAGAAAUGGCCGGCGAAUUUCCUGCGUUCUCCGAUGUGUUUGUGCGUGAACGUGAUCUAUAUUUGUGUCAUUCUCUGCAACUGGCAGCUCUGCCGCAAGCUGCACCUGGCGCCCAUCAGGUCCGUCCCGUACGUGUUGUUGGCGUUGUAGGCAUUGGUCAUGCCAACGGCAUUGCAAAAAUGUGGGGCGAAGUAGAUCCCGAAAAGAUUCCAGCCAUACUCGAAAUACCACAAGCGAGCCUUGGCCAACGGGUCUGCAAGAACACCUUCAAGUACGGUCUCAUUGGUCUCGGUCUUUUUGGCGUCUUUCGUAUUAUGAGGCCACGGCUGACGCGAUUCUUUUAAGUUGAUCGUGGACCAUGUUUUCAAUGUUGUUGAUUUUAUUCUCGUUUUUAAGUAAAACGCCCACACAAUUCGGUGGGUAUUGACAUAUUAUAAGUAUUGUACGAACUUGAUGCUUUUGAUAAAACCUGUUUACACACAACACACAAGUGUACAAAAAAACAAGAUACAAAACAAAAACAAAAGAAAGAAGAAAAGACAUUUCAACAUAUUCCUGGUUUUAAAAAACC
Molecule: messenger RNA, 2287 nt
Organism: Drosophila nasuta
Lineage: Eukaryota; Metazoa; Arthropoda; Insecta; Diptera; Drosophilidae
Product: traB domain-containing protein
Source: RefSeq, a predicted model, not a curated record